Messenger RNA from Phragmites australis (common reed), 2029 nucleotides. RefSeq lists its product as uncharacterized. NCBI's taxonomy places the organism in Eukaryota, Viridiplantae, Streptophyta, Magnoliopsida, Poales, Poaceae. The transcript is spliced from 3 exons. Bases 412 to 1746 code for a protein of 444 amino acids. The record is from RefSeq and is a predicted model, not a curated record.
CGUCUCUUCUCCCUUUCUCCUCUGCCCGCCAUCUUCCCCCUUUUUUCUCUCUUCUCCGAAUCACACGAGCGGGGAUCCCCUUUAUCUCUUGGCUGCACCGGCCUCACCGAGGACUGGGAGUCCUGGCCACCGCCGCCGCCAUAUCUUCCCCCGUCUCCUCUCUCUGCUCGGUGGACCAGGCGGUUGGCCGCUCUUCUUUCUCCAGCACCCCCUGAUUCAAAUCUUCCCCGAGUCGUUUGGAUAAGCACUCGUCGCCGGAUUUGAUCGAAUCUCAACCGAUUACGAGUCGAUUUCUUCGGUGGCUAUCCUGAAUCCCCGCAUAUAUAUAGGGGAGAGAUCAAUUGAGGUGGGGGAGAUCAAGUUGCUUGUGUGGCCGAAGCCCUACCGCCGCCGCCCUACUGCCCGUUCGAGAUGGAGACGGUAGCGACGCGGAAGGCGUUGGGGAGGAAGAGGAUGAUGGCGGAGGAUGACGAAGCGAAGGGGGCGGCAUCCAUGGGGUGGAUGGAAGUGGAGAAAGAGGUCUUGCAUUCUCUGGAGACACAGAAGGUUUUGGCGAAGGAGGGGCUCGAGAAGAAGACUACCAACAGUUCCGAGACUCUGGUAAAAGCCACCUUCGGAAGGGAUUGGGAAGAUGAUGAAUGGGCCGCAUGGAAGGCAAACUUUGAGGAGACUGAGGAAACGACGACCAUCCCUGAAGUGAAGAGGGAAGAAUCGAUGGAGGAAUGGGAGAUGAGGAGGCAGGAGCGGGAGAAAGCGGAUCUGGAGAUUACUGGGGGGGACUAUGAAGCCUGGCUGGCUAGCGAAUUUCGCCGUGACUGGAAUUAUGUAUGGUCCAGAGGCUACGGUUCAUUUGAGGACACCACAAGGAUCCUCCCCAUGCGUUUCACAUAUAAGCCUGCACCACAAUACAGGGCCUAUCCCUUGGAGACUCUCCAGAUUUUUUCGGCCAAGGUUGCAGCGACAAGAGGGGGCUUACAGUGGCCGCUUGAUGUGUUCGGUAUGGUUGCCAUGCGCGACAACAUUGACCAUAAUCGCAACAUUAUCUUCUACCGCACAAGGGAUAACUGCCAAACCCUCACCAAAGAGGAUCCAAAUUUAGUACUUGUAGGACCCACCCGCGCUGUUGUGGUGUUGUCGCCGCAUCCUGUGAUCAUCGAGGUUGACCUUAAAGUGAAGGGCACUACUGAAUCCGAAGAUAAAGACUUAAGCUUUCUAGCUGUGCCAUUCAUAUGUGGUUAUCAAUUUUAUUCACGCCUGCAUAAUUGUGCUUACACUAGCAAGCUUGGCACACUGGAGUUUACACUUGGCUGUAUUGUUUCCUCUGUGGAGGCCACAAUAUUUGUGAGAGUCAUUCGUGGGUCAUGGCCAGAUGGUUUUCGCGGUCAGUUUGCCGCCUUUACCACUGGUGCACAUGGCACAAAAACCUUCUGUGACAAGAAUGCCCCCAGUAUUGAUCACGAGAAAAUUGUCUUGCUUGAUUCUAGAGGUGAGAAAGUGCCUGUUACUGGUGAUGGCAAGAUCAAGCUUUCACGGUGUGUUGUUUCUGUUGAAAUUAGGGGGGAGCUGAAAGUUUCUGUCAAGGCAUGGAAAGUUGAUAACAACGUUGUGAAAAAAGAGAAGGUUUUCACACCUUUGAAAGCCGGUUUAAGCGAUGAUACGCUUGACAUUGGCUUCUGUAAAAUGGAAGUCAAUGUCGCCUGGUCGCUCAUUUCGGCUGAUCCUGUUCUUGCUGAGUCAGUAUUGUAGCUGUUGGUUCUGAAGUGGUAUGUCAAGUUAUGAUUCUGUUGAAACUACGGGAAAGCCAAAAGUUGGAAUGUGAGACAUCGGAAGGUGAUAACAAUGUUUUGGAUGAUGAAUUGGCUUUCACACGUAGGAAAGCCAAUAGUACCUAUGGUAUGCUUGAAGCAGGCUUUUGUAAGAUCAUGCUUGAUGUGGUUAUUUUGUAAGUACAUAUGGUCAUUCCUUCAAUGUCAUCCUGCUUGACGUUAUAAUUAUACUGCCUAGUGAUAUGUUAUUACAACAACAACAA